This is a messenger RNA of Dentiscutata erythropus, 158 nucleotides long. Lineage: Eukaryota; Fungi; Glomeromycota; Glomeromycetes; Diversisporales; Gigasporaceae. The record is from the annotation of a GenBank genome assembly.
GAAAAAUGGCCACACAUCCUGAUGAAUUUGAUACCGUGCUUGAAUUUUCAUCCCGUAAAUAUCGUGAAGUAGUUAAGUGGGGCUAUACAUACGAAGAAACAAAAGCAAAGAUUGAAUCACACUUUAAAAUUCCAGUCAAAAGAAUCGCUUACAUAUGA